GUUUAUUUAUCUACUCUAUACUUACUCUGGUUAUGUUAAUGCCUGUGCGCGCGCAGUCUUUUACGUGAACGGAAAACUCGAUACUAGAGUAACUCUCAACAUGGAGGACGAAGUUGACAACAACAUGCAAUGUUUCAUGUUCAUACAGAAUAUGACGGGCCUAGAAAAUCUAGCAAUGGCUAGACACACGCAACUGAAUAAUUUAGCUAUAACAAUAGCAGCAUUGCUCCGUAGACCCCAUGUUCCACGGAUUACAUGCUACGCAGAAACAGUUAUUCCAACAUUUGCUCCUGUUGAUUUUCAAUCUCAUUUUAGGAUCAGCGCAGAAACAUUCGAACAAAUAUUAGAUGUUUUAAAAAACGAUCUCGUACCAGAUAUUGAGAGAGGGAAGGAGCCCAUUGCACCAGACAAAAAACUUCUUAUAUUUUUAUGUUAUAUGGCAAAUAUGGAGUCACAUCGUGAAAUUGGACACUAUUUUGGUGUAUGCAAGGCUUCAGUUUUUAACGUAAUCAAGACAGUUGUAAAUGCUAUAUUAAAUAAUCUCUGUUACUUGAUCAAGUGGCCAAAUCUCCAAGAACAGGAUAGCAUAAGUAGAGAAUUUCAGCUGAAAAGUGGAAUGGUGGGAAUCAUUGGUGCAAUGGACGGCAGUCAUAUUCGCCUAGCAUCAUGUCCAAAGGGGGAUUCAGACUACAUCAAUCGAAAAGGCUUUCCGUCCAUGCAGUUGCAGGCUGUUGUGGAUCAUAAUCUUAUGUUCCGUGAUGUAUACGCAGGAUGGCCAGGCUGUACACAUGAUGCCCGAGUUUUUAGAAACUCCUCAUUAUCAGACAGGGCAGAAAAUGGGAGAAUAUUUGGUUGCAACAAAUUCCUGAUUGCUGACAGUGCAUAUCCAGUUAAACCCUAUUUAAUACCUCCAUUUAAAGAUAAUGGACACCUUUCAAACUUGCAAAAGAAGUUCAACAAGGUUAUUUCAUCUGCAAGACAAGUAGUUGAAAGGGCAUUUGGCCUUUUAAAGGGUCGCUUCAGGCGUCUCCGAGAAGUUACGUCACAUGAACCUUCAGCAAUUGUUGGCAUUAUUGUAUGUGGAUGUAUACUUCAUAAUUUGACAAUAAUUAACCACGAGGACAUUGAACAAUUUAUUGAUGACAAUCAAGAUGGUCACCCCAAUGGAUUUCAAAAUAUUUUCAGAAAUGAUAAUGCUGGAGUUAGAGUAAGGGAAAAUCUUAUGAGAACACUAGCAUAAGUUUUCUGUGAGACAAUAUGGGUUUAAAAUGUAGAGUUCAUUCAGAAUGGCAUUAGAAAGUGUUUUUGAUUCUGUACGAUCAUUUUUGAAAAUUAAUUUUCAAAAAGAAGACAAGCGCUCAAGAACUGUCUCUAUAAAAUGUGACCUUGAUGUUUGACAAACAUAAUAAUAAUAGUAGAUAUCCCUUUUGUGACUGAAGCUUUUUUCUGUGCAUUUAUAAUGAAAAUCCAUCCAGGCAAACUUCUUUUUUUUUAAAGUUUAUUCUGUAAAAACAUCUUCAAUUUUUAUCUCAUUUUAGAAAUGGUGACUUCUGUGGAUAGAAAUUUGGAGAGGGUAUUUGUAGUACCUGUAUUACCACCAUAUCUUCUUUUUAAUAAACCAAAUGACCUCUGACCUACAAGUCAAUA
Messenger RNA from Mytilus trossulus (common blue mussel), 1647 nucleotides. RefSeq lists its product as uncharacterized. NCBI's taxonomy places the organism in Eukaryota, Metazoa, Mollusca, Bivalvia, Mytilida, Mytilidae. The transcript has 3 exons. The record is from RefSeq and is a predicted model, not a curated record. The coding region runs from base 101 to 1240 and encodes 379 amino acids.